AUGGCAUUGUUAUUGUUUGUGCUAGUUGCGCUGUUGUCACCAGUGUUAGGUGACACUUCGGAUGGUGGAAUAAAACGUUUGCUGGUGCGUGAAACGGUUGGGAACCAUUUUUCGGAGGUAAUUGUGGAUGCGCUGCACCGGUACUAUGUGCAGAACCAUUCAUCCACGCUGCUGAUGCGGCUGUCCACCGUUAGCCGGCAGACAUACGACCUGCAAUCGGACAUUAUGGACGAGGUGAUGCAGCGGACAUCGCACAGCAUUGCGUACGAGCACCGAUCGGUAUCGUAUCAUCGCCCAUCCCGACGUCCACGCAUCUUUAAUCUCGCGUUUAUUGACGGGUACGAUGCGUUCAAUCAGCUGUUCCGCUCACUUGAUCCAGCGCAGAACGAUUUUUCCGGGUAUUAUCUGAUCGUGCUGACGAUGCUGGAUACCGCCCGGCGGGAAACACUCGACCCUAUGUUCACCCUGCUGUGGACGCUAAAUGUGAUUAAUGUGAAUAUUGUUACCGCCGACCUGCAGGACUACAGCCACUGGCAGGGUGUGCUGAUGUACACUUACUACCCUUACACGCCGGAAGGUUGCGAACAGAACGUGCCGCAUCUGGUGCACCGGUUUCGUAAGGGUGGCCGGUUGGACCAACGGAUCGAGCUGUUUCCGAACAAACUCUCCAACCUUCACCGGUGUGUGAUUACGGUCGGUACGUUCCAUUUGCCGCCGUAUAUGCUGCUGUCCAGGAGGAAUCGUCAGCUGCGGUACGGUGGUUUCGAGGGUGAUCUGUUGCGGGCGCUCAGCGUGAAGCUCAACUUUACCGUGCACUUGAUCGAACCGGAAGCGGGUGAGCUUUGGGGACGUACACCGGCCGCCAACGGGACGGAAGCUGAUGCGUCGGGAUGCGUACGGUUGGUACUUGCCGGAAGGGUCAAUCUAACGCUUGGCCGUUUUGCGAUUCGGGGCGAUCGUAACCUUGUGAUGAAGUGCAGCAGAAGCUAUUACACCGUGCGGAUGGGUUUUGCCGUACAGACCGGCCGUGAGUACACACCGUUCGAGAAGCUGUUUCGUCCGUUCGCCCGUUCCACCUGGGUGUGGGUGUCACUGUAUCUGUUGGCCGCACUUUGCGUCAUUUGUCUGAUCGAGUUGUGCCGGGUACCGUAUGUACGCGAGUUUGUGUAUGGGCGCGGCGUUACCACACCAAUUCUCAACCUGCUCAGCAUAUUGUUCGGUGGUGCAGUACAGCAGCUGCCCGUGCGCAACUUUGCCCGCACACUGUUGAUACUCUGGAUGUACCACUGCUUAGUAGUGCGGACUUCUUACCAAGGCUCACUGUUUGAAUAUUUGCAGGAACACAAACAUUUCAGCCCAGUGCAAACGGUUGAUGCACUGGUGGAUCAUAACUAUCGCUUCUACUCACUGUACGGAUCGUCCCUCUACCUUCAGCAGAUGCCCAGGAUACUGCCACGCAUUACCUGGUUAACGGAUGGGGAUGCAUCGAUUCAGCAACAUUUAGCACGUUUGUCCACGCAGCAGGCACCGGACACCGCCCUCUUCACCGACAUCGAGCGUGUUGCGUACUACAAUCGCUUCCACGCACGGGAUGAACCCGUGUACGUGGCGAAAGUGGUACUGGUACGGCUGCCAAUCGUUUCACUGCUGUUCGCUUCAACCGUUUGCCGUGAGCUGUUCUCACUAUCGCCUGCCUAA
Molecule: messenger RNA, 1698 nt
Organism: Anopheles marshallii
Lineage: Eukaryota; Metazoa; Arthropoda; Insecta; Diptera; Culicidae
Exons: 3
Coding region: 1-1698 (565 amino acids)
Source: RefSeq, a predicted model, not a curated record